UUCGAAAAUGAGUUCCUGUCAUUACGAAGAAGUGAGAAAUGAUAUUGACUGUGAGGAGGAUGAAAAUGAAUCAAUUCAAUCCAUUUUGAAACAGACAUUCAUAGCAAGUACGAUAUGGGUGCAGUAUUUUAUGGCGGGCAUGUGUGUCGGCGCACCUACAGUAUUUAUACCACAGAUAAGAAGAGAAUCAAACUCAACAAUUAUCAUUGAUGACGAAAUGGGUUCUUGGCUUUAUUCAACAAGCGGCUUCGCCAUGUACCCCUGGAUUAUUAUCUUACCGAUUUUUACGAGCCGCUAUGGCAGGAAACUACCACAAUUGUUGGCAGCUGUAUGCUCAACGGCUAUAUUUGUGAUCCUCUACUACAGCCAAAAUCCGUAUCACAUCCUGAUUUCUGAAGUCCUACAAGGGUUUCUUUACGGUGGAAAUAUAACGAUCCGUAUUCUUAUGACAACGGAAUAUGCAUCAACCAAAUAUCGUGGGUUAUUUCUGUCAAUAAAAUCGGCGUGUUUCUUUUGGGGAUUAUGGGUUGCUAACGCAAUCGGUACAUAUUUUUAUUGGAAAAAUAUUGCUAUAGUCGGUUUCUUUUGUUCGAUAUAUACGUACAGUAUUGUAUUUUGGCCUGAGUCACCAUCUUGGUUGGCAAGUAAAGACAGGUUUGAAGAAUGUAAAACGUCGUAUAGAUGGUUAUACGGCUACAACGUGCAUUCAGAAAAGAAAUUACAGGAUUUGAUAUCGUGGUACAAUGAUAGACAGGACGAGGUAGAUUUUUUUAAAAUGCUUAAAGACAAAGAGUUUUACCGACCUAUAUUAUUGUGUAUGUCAACAGUGAUCCAGUAUCAUUUAUCGGGAAAAGUGGUAUGUUUUUUAUAUAUAUUGGACAUUUUCAAGACAAUCACAAAUGAUACAGCCACCGCCUAUAUAGCUAUGUUGAUUUUAGAUGGUGUUUCAGUUUUCGGCAUGUAUUUCGGUUCGUAUUUAUCAAAAGUCUUAAAACGCCGAACACUGUACAUGUCGUCAUCAUUCAUUGCUGUUUUUUUCUUAUUGAUAAUAUCGAUAUAUUUGUAUCUUGUUAGGUUUUCAAUUGUAACCGAAAAUAAAUAUAUAACAAUAGGUCUAUUGGCUAUUUAUACAGUAUCAAUAAGUUGUGGGCCAAUGAUCUUAUGUUUGUCUAUUUACGGAGAAUUCAUUCCCCUUCGAUUUCAAUUAUAUUCUUAUAUGAUAACCGGCCUAACAUUUGCGGUUUUUUUCUCAGCGGUGGUUAAAUUGACACCAUCGAUUCUUGCAACUUUCGGUGUACACGGCACUUUUUUAUUUUACUUUAUAACGUUUAGUUUAUGUACAGUACAUUUGUACAUUUAUUUGCCGGAAACUAAUAAUAAAACACAUAAAGAUAUCGAGUUAUUUUUUAAACAAGAUAAAAUCAAAAUGGCGGAACGUAAACCUCUUAGAUAAAUUAAAAUUUAUUUC
Molecule: messenger RNA, 1468 nt
Organism: Vanessa tameamea
Lineage: Eukaryota; Metazoa; Arthropoda; Insecta; Lepidoptera; Nymphalidae
Product: facilitated trehalose transporter Tret1-like
Exons: 3
Coding region: 8-1453 (481 amino acids)
Biological process (GO): transmembrane transport
Cellular component (GO): membrane
Molecular function (GO): transmembrane transporter activity
Source: RefSeq, a predicted model, not a curated record